Molecule: messenger RNA, 1814 nt
Organism: Saccoglossus kowalevskii
Lineage: Eukaryota; Metazoa; Hemichordata; Enteropneusta; Harrimaniidae
Product: AP1-like transcription factor
Biological process (GO): regulation of cell population proliferation; regulation of cell cycle; regulation of transcription by RNA polymerase II
Cellular component (GO): transcription regulator complex
Molecular function (GO): DNA-binding transcription factor activity, RNA polymerase II-specific; transcription factor binding; RNA polymerase II cis-regulatory region sequence-specific DNA binding
Source: RefSeq, marked provisional
AACACGUUGGUUGGAGCUGCGCAACACACUGUACAAGACAUACUCAAAUAUCGUCGCUCUUUUCGCCACCAUUUGCCGCCGAUUGUCAGACAGUUGACUCACAUAGUUGCUGAUUCACCUCAUUUGCCUACCGAGAUACCAAAACCGCCCAGUAAUGAUGACAAUGGAGGCGCAACUUUACGAUGAUCAACCCAACCCGUGGUUAGACAAGAAGAAGUCAAUGAAGCUCGAUCUGUGUACACAACCGACGAAAAAAUCCUACGCUGUGCUGUCUACGCCUGAUGUUCAGAUGCUGAAACUGGCUUCACCAGAAUUAGAAAAACUGAUCAUGUCACAACAGGGUACAGUUAUAACUACCCCAACGCCAACUUCAAUUUUAUGCCCGAAGAACGUGACACUUGAACAAGAACAAUUUGCAGAAGGUUUCGUUCAGGCGUUAUCUCAGUUGCAUGGAGGCGUCCCGUCAUCAACAUCGGCAACGACAACGUUACCGUCAUCAUCGGGAACGCUACAUUACCCGAGCCAAGCCUCUGUCACCACCACUACCACAUCGCUUCCAGGUAGCGCCUCUGUCGACCAACCAAUGCAACCAGUUUCAUCAACCGCCAGCACGUGUGUCACGUCCCCACGUCGAAAUAACGGAACACACGACUACACCGGCACCAUUGCUACUGUGGGAGUGCAACGCAUCAAACAGGAAGAAGCUCCACAAACUGUACCUGUGUUCCUGGCUAAGGGCACACCGCCAACGUCGCCCAUCGACAUGGAAAUGCAGGAACGUUUCAAAGCUGAAAGAAAACGCCUUAGGAACAGGAUCGCCGCCAGCAAAUGCCGAAAACGAAAACUGGAGCGCAUUUCUCGCCUUGAAGAAAAAGUGGACGAUCUUAAAAAUCAGAAUUCAGACCUUUCAUUAAGUGCUACACAACUCCGUGAGCAAGUCUGUAAGUUGAAACAGCAGGUUAUGGAACACGUUAAAAGUGGAUGCCAAGUUAUGUUGGCACAACAAUUGGCGUUUUAAAUAUGCCGAACUUUGAACAAACUUUUUGCCAAGAGAAAAAUCAGUUAUAUUUAUAUUUAUUUUCUAAAGUGACUUUUUAUGAGUGGACAGUUUUUAGGGAAACCUUGUUCCCUGUCGCUCACAUUGUUUUUUCUACGUCAGUGCACUGGAAAGUGACUUUACAAUAUGUGUUUUUUUUUGAAAACAGGUUUUUAAAUAAUUUGGCACGCCUUUAUUUUUAUAAACUAACGCGUGGGAAAUCCCGAUUCCAUUUCAAAAACGCAGCCUCGCCGUAUUUGGUACAUACGCACUACGUCAUACCUAAUUAUGCGAAUCUGUAAAAGGGCAAGUUGGCGCUGUGCCCAAAACGUGCCUAGUUGCAUGUUUCACGGGGAUUUUAUCGGGAUUUUCCGCGUUAUUUAUAUAUUGCGCGUGCAUGAUGGAAAUGCUCUUAAGGAAGUGUAAAUGUCAUGGAGUAAUUUUACAGAUAUCCAAACUGAUUACAGGAAGUGCCACGCCAGGGACUUCCGGUCUUCAUGGAAGCUAUAUAUUUCCUGUAUUAUAGAUAAUUAUGUCGUACAGUCCAAUUUAGUGAGAAUUGUAUAAAUCAGAAAUGUGUAUAAAUGUUUUGUUCUGUGUCGAUGAACUUUGGCGAGGACAAUAUGACAGAUUGAUCUUGAAAACUUGCUUACAAUUACAAAAUAUAUUGUCGUGGGUUGACUUUUCAGUGUUUUUGUAUUUAUUACAGUGACUGCUAUUGUUGCAUGCAUUAUAAGUAAGAAUUUUAACCUAUUUCUUAAGAAACUGAAAAUUAUUC